AUGAGGAUGUGUCUCCUAUUCUGGAUCCUCUGCCUGAUGGUUCCUAUUGGUUACAGUCAGCUUCCAGGUCCUCCUGGUCCCAAAGGAGAUGAAGGGCCUCCUGGGCAACCGGGGCCACCAGGGAAAUAUGGUGUUCCUGGACCUCCUGGUCAAAAAGCUCUCUUUGGCUCAAUUAGCCCAGACCUUGAAGCCUUAAAGACGAGCACUUCUAAGUUAGAGCUGGUUAUAAACUAUGACUUUUUCCGGAAAGUUCAUCAGAAGAACUUUGUGUCCAACAAGGAGAGGGGCACCUUUUCCAGGGCCGUCGACUUCUGCUUCCAACAAGGCUUAGAGCUUGCUUUGCCCCAGAAUGAGGAGGAGAACAGAGUACUGACUCAGUUCUUUGGGGACAUUUACAAAACAGCCUGGAUCAACAUCAACAAUAAAAAGGCAGUGGGGAAUUUUGACUCUGAUAUGAAAAACCAAUCUCUGACGUUUACCAAAUGGGAAGAAGGGCAGCCAGACAAAUCCAUCCAAGAUACAGGCUGCACCAUGCUGUCAGAAAACGGUGUCUGGAGAGUGACACCUGAAUGCUCUCUGAAUGCUUACAUCAUUUGUCAGAUAUAA
Epinephelus moara (kelp grouper) is the source of this 606-nucleotide messenger RNA. Its product is annotated as mannose-binding protein C-like. The record is from RefSeq and is a predicted model, not a curated record. Lineage: Eukaryota; Metazoa; Chordata; Actinopteri; Perciformes; Serranidae. Bases 1 to 606 code for a protein of 201 amino acids. The transcript has 3 exons.